This is a messenger RNA of Ananas comosus (pineapple), 1374 nucleotides long. RefSeq names its product aspartic proteinase nepenthesin-2-like. The coding region runs from base 1 to 1374 and encodes 457 amino acids. Lineage: Eukaryota; Viridiplantae; Streptophyta; Magnoliopsida; Poales; Bromeliaceae. The transcript has a single exon. The record is from RefSeq and is a predicted model, not a curated record. Gene Ontology annotation, cellular component: extracellular region.
AUGGCCAAAACCAUCUAUUCACAUUUUAUCUUUCUUCUUUCAAUAUCUAUCCUACUCUUCUUCUCUGAAACUACUGGAGGAUUGAAAAGAUCCUUAAGCUUUGAGCUCAUCUAUCGUUACUCACCUCGUUCCCCUAUUUACUACUCUAACCUUACUGAUUCACAACGCUUUGAAGACUCCCUCCUCCAUUUUGAGAAUCGAUUCCUCCAACUAAACAACUCUCAAGCAAUGUCAGUUGGUUAUGAAAUAACUGCUAUUCGCCCCCGUAUCAUUUUCUAUGGGUCAUUAUACAUGGUUUUUUUGACGAUUGGCACUGGCAAUGGUACUAUUGGCUACUACUUAAGCAUUGACACAGGUAGUUAUCUUACUUGGACCCAAUGCAAGCCAUGUAUAAAUUGCUACCCACAAAAUGAUCCUUACUUUGACCCUCACCAAUCCCCUUCCUUUAUUGACAUCUCUUGCUCCCACCAAAACCCCUGCCCGCAAGGGAAUUACCAUUGCAUAAACAACCGUUGCCACUACCAAGUUGGCUAUAUCGAUGGCUCCUACACAAAAGGCACACUCUCGAAAGACACCUUCGGCUUCCGUUCUAGCCAUAGUGACUACCCUGAGUUUAUUGAGGGGCUCGUCUUUGGCUGCUCGCAUGAUAGCCAACUAGUUGUACCUAGCCAUGGUUAUCCAUCAGGAAUAAUUUCAUUAGGUUUGUUCAGGGAAUCAUUUGCAAUGCAACUCAUUAAUCAUGGUAGUCAGGGUCGCUUCUCAUACUGUCUUCCCUUGAGAGGUUCAACAAGUAUGAGCUUUUUACGAUUCGGAGAUGACAUUGUGCAAAGAGGUCCAGUCCAAACCACACCUAUAGAACCAAGCCAAGGUGUGUGCUUCUACUAUAUUAUCUUAAAUGACAUCAGUGUUGGUACCAAACGACUUGGAUUUGAGCCAGGAAUGUUUGCCCGAAAGCCGAAUGGGUCAGGCGGGUUCAUUGUGGACUCUGGGGCAGCAGUCUCUCGAUUGAUAACCCCAGCUUUCGAAAGGGUGAAGAAAGUUCUUAGGGCUUAUUUCCGCCAUAGGAAUUUUGUUGAAGUGGACCCAACAAAAUAUGGAAUCUCACUUAAACUUUGUUGGCUUUUCCAGCCACAUUAUCAGAGCUUAAUGCCAAGUAUGACAUUUCAUUUGCAAGGGGCCGAGAUGAGUAUAGCAUGGCAGAGCUUGUUCCACAUUGUUCAACAGAAGGGAAUAUUUUGCUUUGCAAUGCUGCCGCUGGAGACUUUGACAAUUCUUGGGGCGUACCAGCAAACAAAUACUCGAUUUACUUUUGAUGUGUUGCAAUUACAGCUAGCCUUCAAUCCAGAAAAUUGUGAACAUGACUCCCAACCUUAA